CGACGCACUCUAUCGCCCUCAUCGAGCAUAGCGGAAGGAACGGGAAACAAUCCCCAAUUCCCAAACACCGGCUCGCCGGCAAUGUCCCUCCGCAAGCGCCAGCGGUCGGCGAGCAGCUCCCGCCUCGCCACCCUCUCCUCGCCGCCGUCGCCUCCCCGCGCCGCCUCCUCCUCCGCCUCCUCGCCCCUGCUCUCCUUCCCCAAAGCCGACCUCUUCCUCCGCCUCCACCUCGACCCCUCCCCCUCCCCCGACGACGACGACGACUGCCACCCCGCCCCCGCCCCGUUCCUCGACCUCCACGUCUCCUCGGCCUCCCUCAACCGCUCCCGCUACUUCGCCGCCCUCCUCUCCGACCGCUGGUGCCCUCCCCCAUCCUCCUCCUCCUCCCCGGCCGGCCGCCUCUCCCUCGCGGUGCCCGUCUCCUCCCCCUCCUGCCCCCGCCCCUUCCACGCCCACGUCGAGGUCCUCCGCCUCCUCCACACGCUCGACUUCGCCGGCACCAUCCGCGCCCCCGCCGACGCCCUCGACCUCCUCCCCGUCGCGCUGCAGCUCCUCUUCGACGCCUGCGUCGAGGCCUGCAUCCGCUUCCUCGAGGCCGUGCCCUGGUCCGUGGACGAGGAGGCGCGCGUGCUCGACAUAGCGCCGCUCCUCCCCGCCGACGAGGCCGCCGACCUCCUCGCCAGGGUCUCCCUCCCCCCCACCGCCGCCUCCGUCGCCGCCGCCGCCGCCAGGUCCCCCUCCGAAGCCAUGCUUCACGGCCUGAUCCACUCCGCCAUCCACGGCCACCCCGUCCCCGCCGCCACCAAGGCCUUCGUCGCCAUGCUCCUCAAGGACUACCCGUCCCGCGACUGCGUGCACAAGGUGCUCGACGAGGCCUUCCUCUCCCGGCUCGACACCGUCAAGGAGCUCAUGGGCAAGUACGCCAGCCCCGACUUCAGGAUCGCCGUCGACAGCGACGAGCGCGAGGCCAUACAGAAGCUCAACCUGCACUCCGCGGUCUUGAACGUCAAGCAUCUGCUCUGGCUCAUUGAGAGGAUGGUGGAUAUGCGGGUGGCUGACAACGCGGUUAAGCUCUGGAGCGAGCAGGUUGCACUCGCUGCCGAUUUGCAGAAGUUGCUCACUGAUGCUGACAUGUGGAGGAACAUGGCCCCUGGGCUCCCGAUGCUCGUCACCAGGUGCACUCUCAGGCUCGCCAAUUCAGUUGUCAUUGGGGAGACGCUGGUUUCUCGGCAGGUGAGGAUGAAGCUCGUCAGAAGUUGGCUUCCUGUCCUAAAUGUCUGCAGGGACAUCGCUCAACCCAUGCACAGCGGAUACAAGUCAACAAACUGCCAAGAGCUGGAGGAGACAUUUCUUCAGAUCAUCUCUACGUUGCCUGUCCAGGACGCUCAGGAGCUGCUGCAACAAUGCCUUGGCUUCUCUACUCGCAGCGUCGAUGACUGCCAGCAUUUGGUCGCUGCCUUCAAGACAUGGUUCAGGCGUGCUGCAAGGGCUCCACAGGGUGGGGAAGACUGAGAGAUGGAACUGCUGCUCAUGUUUCGGCACAGCGUAUGCUUCAUUGUAUAUUGGAACCUGUAAUUAUGUGUAGGCUUCUCUGAAUAAUUUUAAUAAUGUUUACCCUAGUGUUGCCUUUUUGUAAAUAUUUUGACGGAAGAUAUUUGACUGUGCAUUGAGCUA
Messenger RNA from Lolium perenne, 1674 nucleotides. Its product is annotated as BTB/POZ domain-containing protein At1g63850. The record is from RefSeq and is a predicted model, not a curated record. NCBI's taxonomy places the organism in Eukaryota, Viridiplantae, Streptophyta, Magnoliopsida, Poales, Poaceae.